GUAUAUUGAAGACGUGUUUAUAAUAGUUGUCACCGAAACUUGGAAAUCAUGGAAAUGAAACCAAACGUAGAGGAUAAGGUUGAUGUCCAAUACUCAGAUGUCGAGACGGGAAAGGAAGAUGAAAAAGAGGAUGAGAUUGAGCGUGAGCAGUGGAUCGGGAAGGCUGAUUUUGUAUUAGCGUUGAUCGGAUUCUCCGUCGGGUUGGGUAAUAUUUGGCGAUUUCCCUAUCUGUGUUACAAGAAUGGAGGAGGAGCUUUUUUGAUUCCUUACUUUAUCAUGUUGUUGGGGGCUGGAGCUCCUCUUCUUAUUCUUGAGGUUGGUUUGGGUCAGUUCAUGAGUCAAGGUGGCAUCACAGCAUGGUUGAUCUGCCCUCUCUUCCAAGGUAUCGGUUAUGCGAAUACAGUAAUUGUCCAAUGGCUUAACAUCUAUUACAUUGUGAUCUUAGCCUGGGCGUUUUUCUACAUGUUUCAUUCAUUCACGGCGAAACUACCCUGGGAGACGUGCGGUAACUGGUGGAACACUCCGGCCUGCGUUGAUGACUACAUCAGUAGCAGUAACAGUUCGGGUUUGAACAGUACACUAGAUGUUAAUGCAACACGUGUUGCAUCAGUUGUGGAAUUUUGGGAGAGAAAAGCGCUAAAAUUAUCAGAUGGCAUUGAGGAUAUGGGUAGUAUGAACUGGCCAAUGGCAGGAUGUCUUCUAGUCGCUUGGAUCACUGUUUAUUUGUGUGUCUUCAAAGGCGUAAAAUCUACUGGAAGGGUUGUCUACUUCACCGCUACAUUCCCAUAUGUUCUAAUUACCAUUCUGUGUAUUCGUGCUGUCACGUUACCAAACGCUAUCGAAGGGAUUAUUUUUUAUUUGAAGCCAGAUGUUGAGCGUUUGAAAGACAGUCAGGUUUGGAUUGAUGCUGGAACACAGAUCUUCUUUUCUUAUUCUAUUGGUCUUGGUACACUAGUAGCUUUGGGAAGUUAUAAUAAGUUCAAAAACAAUUUUGUAAGGGAUUGUAUUAUAUUCGCUUGUUUCAAUAGCGGUACAAGUAUAUACGGUGGGUUUGUCAUUUUCUCAACGUUGGGAUUUAUGGCCGGAAAAUACAAUGUACCAGUUGGUGAAGUAGCAAAAUCAGGUCCAGGACUGGCCUUUAUUGCUUAUCCGGCAGCGGUCGCGGAGAUGCCAAUUGCACCGUUAUGGUCUAUAUUGUUCUUCUUUAUGGUUAUUCUACUGGGAUUGGAUAGCGAGUUUGUUGGCGUUGAAGGUUUUGUAACUGCCAUCUGUGAUCUUUUCCCGAAACAACUGAGAACAGGGAAAUACAGGAAACCUCUGUUCAUUGCUGGCUGUUGCUUUAUUUGGUUCCUGGUUGGUUUAAUUCUCAUCAUGGAGGGUGGAAUGUACGUGUUCCAGAUAUUUGAUUACUAUUGUGCCAGUGGUAUUGCACUGUUAUGGGUGUCCUUCUUUGAAGCUGCUGCUAUUGGUUGGGUCUAUGGAUCUAAACGUAUGUACCAACAUUUUGAACAUAUGCUUGGAUGGAGGCCUGAUCCAUGGAAUCGCAUAUGCUGGAUUGUGUUUACUCCUCUCUUUUGUGCAAGUAUUUUCAUCUUCAGUUGUGUUAGUUACAGUCCUCUGACUUAUGAAAGAUCCUGGGGUGAAUAUGUUUACCCUGAUUGGGCCAUCGGCUUAGGCUGGGUCAUGGCCUUGUCUUCUAUUAUCUGCAUACCAAUAGCAGCCACUGCUAGGAUGAUUAUGGUUCCUGGCAGUUUCAAUGAAGUAGGUCUUUUAGAACGGUUUCGUUACUGCAUCACCCCACAACUCAAGCCUUAUCAGCUUCGUAGAGAAGAAGCAAAACCGACGAUAAUAAUGACGACCGGUGUAUUCAACAUUGAUACCACAGAGCCACUGAACGGCAAUCCACCUCCAUACAAUGGAUACUCAAAAGAUAAAGAAGCAGAACUUCAAUAUAUGAAGUAAGUGUGUAACCAUGGUGAUGACAUGCUGAUGAGGAAGGAAGAUGGCUCUACUAACAACACUCAUCGAUGUUGAACCCGCAGCAUGAGAACAUUGCAGUGUACAGUACUCCCUAGAGUACAAAUAAAGAAAGGGGGUAAUUCUCUUUAUAAAUUGGGAAGCUUGCAACAUGCCUUUCGUGUUAUAACCCCUCUCGUCAUUGGAUGCACUAUAUUGUACUGUACUACAAAUGAACAUGCAAGUGUUUCGAAACACUUAUUUCAACUGGCAGCAUUUUCAAAAACCUGGUGUAUCCGAGAUAUUAACUUGAUACUGUUACUGAAACGAAUGUUCGGUGGCGCCUGGGUAGUUUGCCAAUCAUCAGACAGACAUUCCCCUCCCAGCAUGUGUAACAAUCCCCCUGAGUUUUAUUCAAAGUAAUGUUCCCCUACAACAAAUAUUGUUGGCAUAGCAACUGGCAAUCUGCUGAAGUUGCAAGUUUCAUAAUAAGCGAUCGGUAUUUUGAAUAUUAUGGGUGGGAAAUCUGUUGAG
This is a messenger RNA of Saccoglossus kowalevskii, 2490 nucleotides long. RefSeq names its product sodium- and chloride-dependent taurine transporter-like. Gene Ontology annotation, cellular component: plasma membrane. Lineage: Eukaryota; Metazoa; Hemichordata; Enteropneusta; Harrimaniidae. The record is from RefSeq and is a predicted model, not a curated record. Gene Ontology annotation, biological process: nitrogen compound transport; sodium ion transmembrane transport; amino acid transport.